AUGGUCUCUCAUUUGGCCUCCAUCCUCACUGGCGCUCUUGCGCUGCUUUUACCCCUCACGGCUCACGGCUUUGUUGUCCCACUUCCAGACAAUCUCCAAGCCUUUCUCGGACGACUAGAUACUUCGACACCCAGCCCGAACAUUAACCAUAUUGAAGAUGAAAGUGCCUUGAAUCGACCGUCAUGGUUCACUUCGACUUUGAUGGCUCGUCGGCUGCUUGCGCUGUCACCCUCUGGCGUCAUCUCCACCAACUUCCCAGAGUCCCUCCCACCCUCCGCACAUGCCCCAUCAGAUGUUGCCGGUCUGUCUAUCGGACUACGCGAGUACAUUGCCGAUUGUGAUGGAUCCCUGCCAUCGGAUUUCUCUCACGAUGAUCGCGGUGAUCCAACAAUUCUUGGCCUUCGCAUUGGAACCACUUUUAAGAACAUUGCAGCGGGAUCUAAUCUCAGUCUCCAGUUAGACUGGUGGGAUCAUCUAAAUGAGGCCGGUCCAGUCUACCCUGGUCUUCCUCUAAGCCCGGCUGCUCUUCCCCGUGUCACCCUCUUCGGUUACUUGGAGAACCUUCCAUCCCCGCUUCCCGAUGACGCAGCUGCGGCCCUCGAGAAGUGUUUCCUCGAGCCUCAUCCCGAUGCGAAGGUCUGGCUACCUGGUGCUUCUUAUUCGCCACAUGCGAGUUUCUGGGCCCGGUUGGUGGUCACCCAUGCUUACUGGAUUGGUGGAUUUGGCGAUGUACAGCAGAUUGGGUGGAUCAACCUCACGGAGUGGCAAGGGGUCCGACCACACGGCAGUGUAGAGGGCGUUGGUGAUGGAAGAGGGUGGCAGGAUGUCCGGUUGCCGGGUGAGAAACAGUAA
Penicillium roqueforti is the source of this 852-nucleotide messenger RNA. RefSeq lists its product as uncharacterized. The transcript has a single exon. The record is from RefSeq and is a predicted model, not a curated record. Bases 1 to 852 code for a protein of 283 amino acids. Lineage: Eukaryota; Fungi; Ascomycota; Eurotiomycetes; Eurotiales; Aspergillaceae.